UUAGAAUCCUAGUAAGCUUAUAUCGUAACUUGGACCCAACCAACCACAAGUUGCCAGACCGAAAGCCCCGCGGUCGGUCUUUGCCUUGAGCAAUAACAAUUGCGCGUUACUUAUUCGACGGUAUACCGCAAUGAAUCCACGCAAAAACGCUUCAACCAGAGCUAGAGAUUGAAGGAAACCAAGAGACAUGUGGCGGCGCGUGACUUCACUUUCUCCAGUGAUCUCCACCUCGAAAUCAACCUCAUUUGAUCAGGCAGCUUCUGGCUUCAAGAUAUGGAGAUCAUCAUUUAGUACAGAGACACCCACUAUGGUAAAAGAUGCAACUACUUCGUUCAAAGAGAGAAACCCAUUUAUUACUUUUGUCCUAGGGGGUCCUGGUAGUGGAAAAGGCACACAAUGCCAAAAGAUUGUUGAAACAUUUGGAUUCAAACAUCUGAGUGCAGGAGAGUUGUUAAGGAGAGAAAUAGAGUCUAACAGUGAAAAUUGGUCCCAGAUGCUUAACACAAUUAAAGAAGGCAGGAUUGUUCCUUCAGAAGUGACUGUCAGACUCAUCCAGCAAGAGAUGGAAUCAAGUGACAACAAUAAAUUUCUCAUUGAUGGUUUCCCACGAACUGAGGAGAAUCGAAUAGCAUUUGAACAAUUAAUUGGGCUUGAACCGAAUGUUGUGCUUUUCUUUGACUGUUCUGAAGAAGAGAUGGUCAAACGAGUGCUAAACCGCAAUCAGGGCCGAGUUGAUGACAACAUAGAUACAGUCAAGAAACGUCUUAAAGUGUUUGAAAUCCUAAAUCUUCCUGUUAUUGACUACUACUCCAAGAGAGGGAAACUUCGUAAGAUCGACGCAGUGGGAACAGAAGAUGAGAUUUUUGAAAAAGUCCGCCCUAUUUUUUCUGCUUGUGCUGGGAAAUGAACUGAAAAUUGUCAGUCAAGGCCGAGCAUCAAAAGGUUCCAGUAUUUAGUUGGACUUGCAACCUUUUGGACUGCAAUGACUCUUAAGUAAGUUGGCAAACCUCUGUUUUCUUAAAGGAGUGAAAUUAUCAGCCAAAGGAUUAUUUGAACUGCACAGUGACAAACAUUUCUCAGCCUCGAGGAUUAAGCUUCUUUUCAGUGUCUAAUGGUUUUACGGGUGCCUGUACAUUGUUCAAGGUGCAAGAAACCCUUGAAGCCAACCUGUUUCAAUAAGUGGAAUAAAGUGGGUGCAGGUAAACUCCAAUAUGUGAAUGAUCAACAGAAAACACAAUCAGCUUUAUACAAAGUUGUAUGCUUCUAGAUGCUCUCUUUUCUUUUUAGAAAGUUUCUGAAUGGAAUGUUCCAAAUUAUAUGAUCUUAUUGUUCGCAGCUAAUGAGUAGAGAGACAUCUAGUAUUUUACGUCAGACUU
Molecule: messenger RNA, 1376 nt
Organism: Populus euphratica (Euphrates poplar)
Lineage: Eukaryota; Viridiplantae; Streptophyta; Magnoliopsida; Malpighiales; Salicaceae
Product: P-loop containing nucleoside triphosphate hydrolases superfamily protein
Exons: 9
Coding region: 188-907 (239 amino acids)
Biological process (GO): pyrimidine nucleotide biosynthetic process; 'de novo' pyrimidine nucleobase biosynthetic process
Molecular function (GO): ATP binding
Source: RefSeq, a predicted model, not a curated record